Molecule: messenger RNA, 5116 nt
Organism: Drosophila novamexicana
Lineage: Eukaryota; Metazoa; Arthropoda; Insecta; Diptera; Drosophilidae
Exons: 14
Coding region: 511-5040 (1509 amino acids)
Cellular component (GO): cytoskeleton
Source: RefSeq, a predicted model, not a curated record
AAAACCAAAUCAGAUAUUUGAACUAAAGCGAAAAAAACCACAAAAACAGUAGCAACAAAUUGUUGUAUCGUAUAUUAUUUUGGCAAUUUUCUAGCAAUUUAACGAGCGCGACAGCUGUCACUUUAACUCAAUUAACGAUCAGCGAACAACGAAAACAAAUUCCCCCUCUACCCCACGUCCCCUAUCCCCCCUCGCCCUCACAAUUGUAACGCUCGCGUUGUGUUGUUGUGCUUUUUGCCAACGUCUACGCAGAUGUUUUAAAAGUCCUGCCGCACAGGCUGUAAAUCGAGCAAGGACUGUUUGCCUUUGAAACGGCUAGCCCGGUGCUAACUGAAAGUUUUUUAUUGUGCAAAUCAAAGUUGAAAAAGUCGAAAGCUAAAAAGGGCGACAACACAGGCAACAGAGGCACAGACACAAGCGCUUGUGGUUGCCUUUCAGGGAAAAUUCAGGUACAAGAAGAAGAAGAUAACGGGCCCCUGCGCACCGGUACGCAUAAUACGCACACUCAACAUGGCCGGCAGCAUCGAGCAGCGCCCCUGGACGCCCACAGUGCGCACGGGCCGCAUUGCGGCGGAGACGACCAAUCCGGGUCCGGCAAUUGUCCAGCUGCCCACGUUAAUUGGCAGCAAGGUGCCGGACUCGAAGAAGAAGGGCGCACCCUCGUAUUCGUUUGGCCACAAACUGAUCAACAGGGAUGAGACGACGGGUCCUGGCCCGGCACAGUACAAUGUGGCCGGGAUGCGACCGAAGGGCAAGGAUCAUGCACGCGCCGCCACACUGCAAAGUCGUCCCAAGGAGUUGACCAGCUUUGUCAAUCCCGGACCCGGUGAAUACGACGUGUUGCCGGCCUCCAAGGCUGUCAUCGAUGCCACGCCCAAAUACACUUUCGGCAGGAAGCCGGCCAGCGCCAAGUACCAGCUGAUACCGGGUCCCAACCAUUAUCAAGUGGUGCCGCUUGAUGUCAUUAAGCCGCGUGCGCCUCGUUAUUCCUUUCGCAUUAAGGUUAACGUUUAUCUAGUUAACAAUCCAGCGCCAAAUAGCUAUUGUCCUGAAAAGUACACGCAAUCAAGAAAGAAUUCGCCACGUUUCACAUUUGGUAGACGAACUAAAAUCCAACACGAUCAGCAUACACCAGCUCCUGGCGCCUAUUCUCCCGAGAAGGUCAACCCCAGCAAGACGCCGGAGUUUAGUUUCGGCAUCAAACAUCAUGAGCUGCGGCCUGACUAUACGCCAGCACCUGGCUCCUACAAGCCCGAGCAAGUAGUUCUAGAGCACACGCCCGCUUAUAGUUUUGGCCUAAAGACGCAGCACACACAGCACAAUGACUCGCCAGCACCUGGCACAUACAGUCCCGAAAAGUCCAAGCUGCACACGACACCCGCUUUUAGCAUUGCCGGCAAGUCUAAUCACGAUGUUGUUGAUGCCACGCCAGCGCCCGGCGCAUACGAGCCAGAGAAAUGUAUUUUGAACAAAACACCUGCCUUCAGUUUUGGGCAUCGUGUACAGGCGACCAAGUCGCAAGAUACACCUGCACCUGGCACCUAUCAGCCGGAGAAGAUGCGCUUGGAUAGUGGACCCGCCUACACGCUAUCCGGCCGACAUGAACUGAAAUCCGUAAGUCUGACGCCGGCGCCCGGCUCGUAUGCUCCGGAGAAAUAUCGCAGCGAUCACACGCCAGCGUUCAGCUUCGCUGGUAAGCAUGAGCAUCGCAUUGAUAGCUCCACCCCGGCACCAGGCGACUACAGUCCCGAAAAAGUACGGCACGAUCACAAUCCUGCUUACUCAUUUGCCGGACGCCAUGACAUACUCAAGACGAGCGACACUCCCGCACCAGGCGCCUAUGAGACCGAAAAGGUGCGACUAGACCACAAUCCCGCCUUCUCCUUUGCCGGCCGCCAUGAUCUUCAGAAGCCAAGCGAUACCCCAGCUCCCGGAGCAUACUCUCCCGAGAAAGUUCGCCAUGAUCACAAUCCCGCAUUCACUAUGGCUGGCAAGCAUGAAGUAAAACUAACAAAUGGCACGCCAGCUCCUGGAGAUUACUCUCCUGAGAAGACCCGACUCGAUCAUACUCCUGCUUAUACCUUUGGUGGCAAGAAUGAUCCCAAGGUGGAAAACCAUACCCCUGCUCCCGGUGACUAUCACCCUGAGAAGGUCAGACAAGACCACAAUCCCGCCUUUUCCUUUGCUGGUCGUCACGAUCUUCAGAAGCCAUCCGAUACCCCAGCUCCUGGAGCUUAUUCCCCUGAGAAAGUUCGUCAAGAUCAUAAUCCCGCAUUCUCUAUGGCCGGAAAGCACAACCAGAAGAUCUCCAAUGAUACACCAGCUCCUGGAGAUUAUUCUCCCGAGAAGAGCCGGUUGGAUCACACACCCGCCUAUACUUUUGGUAGCAAGAAUGAUCCUAAGAUAGAGAGCCAUACGCCUGCUCCCGGUGACUACCACCCUGAGAAGGUCAGACAAGACCACAAUCCCGCCUUUUCCUUUGCUGGUCGUCACGAUCUUCAGAAGCCAUCCGAUACACCAGCUCCUGGAGCUUAUUCCCCUGAGAAAGUUCGACAAGAUCACAAUCCCGCAUUCUCCAUGGCCGGAAAGCACGAGGUGAAGAUUACAAAUGGCACACCAGCCCCUGGAGACUACUGUCCCGAAAAGGUUCGUUUGGAUCAUACACCUUCUUAUACUUUUGGGGGAAAGCAUAACCCUAAAAUAGAGAGCCACACGCCUGCCCCGGGUGACUACCACCCAGAGAAAGUCAGACAAGACCACAAUCCAGCCUUUUCGUUCGCUGGCCGCUAUGAUCUUCAGAAGCCCAGCGACACUCCAGCUCCAGGCGCAUAUGCCCCUGAAAAGGUGAGACAAGAUCACAAUCCCGCAUUCUCAAUGGCUGGAAAACACAACCCUAAGAAUACAAACGACACUCCAGCGCCCGGAGAUUAUUGUCCCGAGAAGGUUCGUUUGGAUCACACACCCGCUUACACUUUUGGUGGAAGAAAUGAUCCCAAAGUAGAAAAUCAUACGCCUGCUCCAGGAGAUUACCAUCCAGAAAAGGUCAGACAGGAUCACAAUCCCGCUUUCUCCUUUGCUGGUCGUCAUGACCUUCAGAAGCCAAGCGAUACCCCAGCUCCCGGAGCAUACUCUCCUGAGAAAGUUCGCCAUGAUCACAAUCCCGCAUUCACUAUGGCUGGCAAGCAUGAGGUUAAAAUAACAAAUGGCACACCAGCUCCUGGGGAUUACUCUCCUGAGAAGUCCCGACUCGAUCAUGCUCCUGCUUAUACCUUUGGUGGCAAGAAUGAUUCCAAGGUGGAAAACCAUACCCCUGCUCCUGGUGAUUAUCACCCUGAGAAGGUCAGACAAGACCACAAUCCCUCCUUUUCCUUUGCUGGUCGUCAUGAUCUUCAGAAGCCAAGCGAAACUCCAGCUCCCGGAGCUUACUCCCCUGAAAAAGUCCGUCAGGAUCACAAUCCCGCAUUCUCUAUGGCUGGAAAACACGAUCCAAAGAUUUCAAAUGGUACGCCAGCUCCUGGUGAUUAUUCUCCCGAGAAGACCCGAUUGGAUCACACACCCUCCUUUUCCUUUGCUGGUCGUCAUGAUCUUCAGAAGCCAAGCGAUACCCCAGCUCCUGGAGCUUACUCCCCUGAAAAAGUCCGACAGGAUCACAAUCCCGCAUUCACUAUGGCUGGCAAGCAUGAGGUUAAGAUCACAAAUGGCACACCGGCUCCUGGGGACUACUCUCCUGAGAAGUCCCGAUUGGAUCACAUACCCGCCUACACCUUUGGGGGAAGGAAUGAUCCUAAGGUGGAGAAUCAUUCGCCCGCUCCUGGUGAUUAUCACCCUGAGAAGGUCAGACUAGAUCACAUUCCCGCCUUUUCAUUUGCCGGGCGUCACGAUCUUCAUAAGCCAAGCGAAACUCCAGCUCCCGGAGCUUACUCCCCUGAAAAAGUCCGUCAGGAUCACAAUCCCGCAUUCACUAUGGCUGGCAAGCAUGAGGUUAAGAUCACAAAUGGCACGCCGGCACCCGGAGACUACUCGCCCGAGAAGACACGACUGGAUCAUGCACCCGCUUACACAUUUGGUGGCAAAUACGACCCCAAGGUGGAGAACCAUCAUCCAGCGCCGUGCGACUAUGCGCCCGAGAAAUUCCGGCUUGACCAUACACCCGCCUACACAAUUACAGGUCGCUCGACCAUCGAGCAUGUGAGCCAUACCCCGGCGCCCUGCGACUACAGGCCGGAGAACUGUCAGCUGGAUGCCUCGCCAGGCUUCACCUUUGGCAUGAAGCUGAAACGGGAGCAUGUCAGUGAUACACCAGCACCCACUGCAUACGAACCGGAAAAGCACACCCAACACCCAACUCCAGCCUACACAUUCGGCACUCGAACUGAGAUCAAGGUCUCCAGCGAUGCACCCGCUCCCGGACACUAUCAUCCGGAGCAAUGCAAUCUGGAUAGCUCGCCGGCAUAUAGUUUCGGCCUCAAGACCUUACCAAUGCCGCCCAUACCAGAGCCAAGAGGCGCUUACAUUGAAGAUCGCAUAUUGCAAAGACGUGAAAGACGUUUGGCUAGUCCCGUACGCAACGCUGUCGACGGCAACAGCUCCUCGACGACAACGACGACGACGACGACAACAACAACCACCACUGAGAAGCAUCUUGUGAAUGGUGCUCCGCUGCCCGAGCUGGGCAGUCAGGAGCAGGCGACAACAAGCACGACCAGGCGCAGCACCAAUCGCACCGAGCUUGCACCCACAACAACCACAACAAAAACAACAAAAGUAGUGAGCACCGCUUUAGGCAACGAUCAGUCCAAGUUGAGUCACAGCACAGUGCACCACUCGGCACAGGUACAGUCACAGGCCAGGUGCGACAAUCUGCAGGUAAUUGCCGCCGGUCGAGCGGAGGCGAGCACCACCAAAGCGGCGCAGGCGAGCACGCGCCAGGUGGUGCAGCCGGAUGGCGCGAUUGUGAGCAGCGGCCAGGCGAUCAGGUCGAGUACCAUCAAGUACGCUGUGGAGGCGAGCAGCGUGCAGGAGAAGAUCAUCAGCUCCUAAUGUCUACAAGAUACCCACUGUCUUGGGCAGCAGCAAGGAGGGUCCGAUACGUUCAGCGCCCGCUUUUACCAUGACC